UGUGCUGCUGGUGGGCAGAAUAGAAAACACACGGAUGAGUAAAAAUAGUUGUUUGGACGGGGCUUGUUCUGGAGUUAUGUUUCAGGAGACUGCUGGGUCGUAGGGAUGGACUGGAUGUGGCAGAAGUAGAACAUCUCCAGCUGCUGGAUUUAAACUUUUGUCCCAGGACACAAGUAGAGAGUCUCACUCUUCCAUCUCCAAGCCAUGAAGAUGAUGGUGAUCCAGGCUUCCUGUAGGAAAGGUCUGCAGGUGUGUUUACUCCUGGUGCUGGUGGGACGACUGCAGGGCAGGGUCACAGCACCAGAGCGUCUGGAGGCUCCGGUGGAGAAGCCCUUCACUCUGACCUGCAGUGUCUCCAGGGAGCGGGGUGAAUCCCUGAGGCAGGUGCGUUGGCUGGACGUCCAGAACCAGACCCUGCUGAGCUACCAGCCCGGCCAGAAAGACAGCGUGAGUGGACAGCAGCACGUGGAGCUCGCCUCCUCCCCAAAGGACACCUCGGCCAUCACCAUCCGCAGGGUGGGCUUCCGCGACGAAGGCUGCUACACCUGCAUCUUUGACAUGCAUCCCUCGGGUUCAAAGCAGGGUCAGACCUGCCUCACUGUGACCUCACAAGUCACCGUCGACAGCAACAAGACGGCGGUGAGCGGCAAGAAGGCGUCCCUCUCCUGCUCCUACGGUUUGCCUGAGAAGGUGCAGCAGAUCUCGUGGAGGUACACUCCUGCACAAGGAGAGUCUGCAGACGUGGCCUCCUUUGCAAAGCGCAGCGACCCCAUGAUUGAGCCACAGUACCAGGGCAGGGUCUGGCUCAGUGCCUCGCUGUCCGAUAGCCAGCUCACUAUCCAGCCCGUCUCUAUCCAGGACGAGGGCUGCUACACCUGCCUGUACAACACAGAUCCUGACAAACCAAAGAGCUCCACAGUUUGCCUCUCCACCUAUGUGCUACCCAAACCCCAGGUGAGCUACAAGACCACCUCUCCAGGUGUGAUCGAGGCCAACUGCACCUGCGUGUCACGUCCCCCGGCCGAGAUCGUGUGGAACGUGGAGCGUGAUAACCGUACCAUGGGCCCCCCGGUGACCACACAGCUUCAGCGGGCCGACGGGACCACUCUGGUCAUCAGUACGCUGACUGUGAAGUCAGGGCUGCUGAAAGACGUGUCCGUCAAGUGCCUGGUGCACCACAAAGGCCUGGAGUCACCGAUCGCUGUUUCCAUGAACACUAAAAUUGGAACAGCUCUCACCAUCCUGAUCUCAGUCACCACAGUAGCAGCUCUGUUGGUCAUGUCCCUCUGCUUCUGCCUUUGGAAGUGUUUCCUGCACAAAGAAGGCUGCACGCUGCCGACUCGGUCCACCCGCUCUCUGACUGACCCCAAGCUCGAUCAUAUCAGGCCUGUCUCUAACACGGCCUUCACACAUGCCUCCAGCCUGUCUAUCUCUGAACCAGAGCUUUGUUCACAAGAGAAAGGGUCUGGACCCUCCUCAGGGUCCAAAGAUUGA
Messenger RNA from Pleuronectes platessa (European plaice), 1494 nucleotides. RefSeq lists its product as uncharacterized. Bases 205 to 1494 code for a protein of 429 amino acids. The transcript has 8 exons. The record is from RefSeq and is a predicted model, not a curated record. NCBI's taxonomy places the organism in Eukaryota, Metazoa, Chordata, Actinopteri, Pleuronectiformes, Pleuronectidae. Gene Ontology annotation, molecular function: cell-cell adhesion mediator activity.